AUUCAUGACAAGCACCGGCUGAAGGAUCAUUCUGUAGAUUUCUGAAGUUAGUGCCAUCUGAUGGACUACAGCCUAGCCCUGCUCCCUGUCAACUUCUGGUUUGAACUUUAACAAAUUUCAGCAAUCCAAAGAGAAGGGGCAAUACUUCACACCUUAAUAAAGAAAGCUACCAAUGUAUAGAGAUCCAAGAUACAGGAUUUGAUGGUCGAUUUCUACAUGUCUUUGAUCAUUAUAUGCUGAACUGAAAUUCAAAUCCCAGCAAGUGACAAGUGAGUUCUCCUGCUGCAGAGAGAGGAGUGGUUGGAGACUGAAAUCCUUGACAACCACGACACGCAAAGGAGAGGAUCAGCGAAAGAGAGAAGCUCUCCGUCUUGCAGUGACUUCCUGCGGUGCACAAGUCAGUGCUAAUUGUGGGAGCUCCAACUGAUUUGACAGAGUGAACAUCAUUUCAAAUCCAUGUACUAUAGAAACCAUCAUGCCCCAGGUACAGAGGAAAGCAGCAACUGUGUCAGUAACAUUAGCCUCUUCUUCCGGAAUUGAAGGUUCUGCAUGUCCUACAAAGCUUCAGAUGUACACCAAACGUGUUCAGACAUCAUCUGUCAAUGCCCAGCAGACUCAAAGGCCAAUAUUUUCCACUUAUUCAACAGGAAAUGCUCCAGUUUUUACAAAGUGUUUGCAGGACGUCACAUCACCAAAGAGUCAGUUGGUGGUACUGGAGUGCAGAGUCCAGGGUUCCUCGCCUUUAAGUGUGCAGUGGUACAAGGAAGAAAAGUUAAUCAAGGAUUCAGCAGAUUUUCGGAUUUUAAGGAAAAAGGCAUGUUUAACUGCAGUGCCUGAAGAGGUUUGCACUCUGGUAAUUACAGAGGCUUUUCCAGAAGAUUCGGGCUUGUACAAUUGUGUUGCCACAAACAGAAAUGGCGCCACUUCAUGUUGUGGCCAGCUCACUGUAUAUUCAGAUAAUAAGGGAACUCAAGAUCAACAUUUUCAGUCCAGCUCCAGAAUACAUUCAGAUUAUUCCAUGAGGCAUCCAGGCUUUGUGAAUGAAAAGGGAGUACAAAACUCACUAAAUCACAGUAAACAUUCUUUAUUGGAGCACUCAAGGCAAAGUACAUGUACCCAGGAUAUGCCAGGAGCAAAUGCUCAAACCUUUGGAGUUCACCCUGAUGCAAACAUUACACCGAGAAAGAGAUCUCAAUCCUUGAAUCUCGUUCCUGAACUUUAUAGAUACCCCAGCUACUCUGAAAAGAAAACCAUCAAGUCACCAAGUGCCACCAGUGAUGAACAGAUACAAGGCUCCAAAAAUGCUGUCAUUCAAGACUUGGAAAGAAAAUUGCGUUGUAAGAAUGGACUUCUGCAUGAUGGACAUCAGCGAUUGACAUACGAGGAAAAGAUGGCACGCAGAUUACUGGGACCAGAGAAUGCAGCCUCUGUCCUUGACCUUCAAAAGACAGAAAAUGAGCUGAUCAGCCAGCAACAAAAUUCAUCAGAUGGCCAAAGAUGGCAGGCUCACCAAUCAUCAGCAGAAAGACAAAGGAUAAACUCCAGAGACUUUGAAAAUGAAAACGAAUCCAUCCAAGAGAAGCUCUUCCCUCCUCGCUUUUUACAGAAACCGGAUGAAAAUAUGAUAAUUCAGCAGUAUGGGCUAUGCAGAAUUGAUUGCAAGGUCAGUGGAUUGCCACCUCCAGAACUUAUGUGGUAUUUAAAUGGGCAACCUAUUGAACAGGAUAUGGGUCACAAAAUGCUUGUGUCAGGAAAAGGUGUACAUUCACUCAUUAUUGAUGCAGUCACAGCAAGUGAUGCCGGACAGUAUGAAUGUGUAGCCAUCAAUCGUGCUGGCCAGAACAGGUUUACAGUGCAUCUUGAAGUAGAAGUAAGAGGGGUAGCAAAAGCGCCAGAAUUUAUCUACAAACUCCAAAAUUCCAAAGCGACCGAAGGAGGCAAUGUCAAACUGGAAUGUCAAGUGACUGGAGAUCCACGGCCAAUAAUUUUCUUCAGAAAAGAUCAUGAAAUGAUCAAGCACAGCACAGACAGAAUCAGGAUAUACCAUACCAAUGAAGGUAAAGUUGGCAUUGAAAUUUUCCCAGUUGAGAAACGAGAUGGUGGAUGGUAUACUGUGUCUGCUCAAAAUGAAGCUGGAUCAGUAAUCUGCACAGCAAGACUGGAUAUUGCUGCUUGGCCAGUGAAACACCUUUCACACACAAAGUCAUUGAAGGUUCGACCAACUUUUACCCGUUACUCAGUACUUAAUGGGCAGGGUUUCCCGGUGAACCCCAGCUUCCAACGUACUGCAUCUUACCCUGGCUUGGUAGAAAGUGAAGACCUGUGAUGUUUUCAUACUUCAACUCAAUAUAUAGUGUUAGAUUUCAGCUUACUAUAUGUAUGUUCUAUCCGCACCUUACUGUAAACAAAGCUAUUAUUUUAUAUGUAAAUUUGAAUUGUUGUAAAAUGCAAGAAUGUUACAGUAUACAGUCAAAACAUUGCACAUUAAAGCUUCUUAUUUCAUGUUCAUUUGGUAGCAUAGCACAAAAAUAAGUCUGUUCCAUAGUACAUAUUCAAUUUAGUAAGGUCAGAACAUAAUGAAAAUUAAUUAAGCAGAAAAAAGUGUGUAUAACAUAUUUUAUGGCAUAUUGCCUCGUAUAAAAGUUUGUGGUAUUGGGUUUGAGUAAAAACAUGUUUGCAAGUUAUUUUAAAUAGAGAAAUGUAAAGAGUUUCAAGUCCAAACAACUUUAGAAGUAAAAUUAUUGCAGCAAUCUGGGAAUCGUAAAUGUGAGUUUAGAACAAAUAGCUUUUGUAGCUUGGUUAAUUUUGUAAAAAUACAGUGCUAUAAGCUAAAAGUGCAAAGCAGCAAACUACCGCAGAUAGAUGGAGCCAUCUACAGAGAACAUUACAAAGUGCACACAUGAUCAGUGUGGUGCUAUUUUAAAUGCUAUCUUAAGUACAAUGAUGAUGCCUUUUGCAAUCUCUGAUACCUAUGACUAGUGUAAGAGCACCACUUAUCUGCAUUAAAGCAUUUUUCUAUCAAUUCAGGCUCUCAAAUAAAGGAAGAGCAGGCACCGUCUUUGUUCGGCUAUACACUUAGAACUGUCUCUCUUAACACUAUACACUGAGUUUAUUAAUAUACAUUGUGAUGUGGAAAUACCUUUAACAGAGGAAUAAUAUGCUGUCCUUUAAUUUAUUGGCUUCUAUCCAAGCAAAACAUACAUUCACAGAAAUGCUAGUUUUGUGGAUGCGCAUCUUCACAUCUACCCUCAAAAAUUAUAUUUCUAAUGCAAGGAAAAUUAUCCCAUCAACAGCCAUUUCAGUUUCACCCUAACAUCAAGGUUCAAUUAGAGAAAUUAUGGUUGGUAACCGUUUUUUUAAAGAAAUUUGGAUAAAAUGUAAACUGUUAAAUUAGUUUGCAGUUCUUCAAAGAAUCUGUGUUUUUCUCGGCACUUUUAUGAAGAUGCCACAUUUUAUUUGCUGUCCAGAUCAGUAGAAACUGUAAUUAAAUAUACUUCAUGCACCAAUCUAUUUGCUGGUUUCUAUCAAUGAAAUACUUGACUGAAGUAUCAGCUCCACAGAAUACGAUAGUCAAAAGGAAGUUUCCUCACAAUUUGAUACAUUAUAAAGAUGGAAUGUUUACUGUUUUCCAGUUUUAAAUGAUUAUUGAUCAAUAAAAUAACCUGUUAUUCAAAAUAUU
This is a messenger RNA of Amblyraja radiata (thorny skate), 3679 nucleotides long. RefSeq names its product myotilin. The transcript has 17 exons. Gene Ontology annotation, molecular function: cell-cell adhesion mediator activity; protein kinase activity. Bases 476 to 2326 code for a protein of 616 amino acids. Gene Ontology annotation, biological process: dendrite self-avoidance; axon guidance; homophilic cell-cell adhesion. Lineage: Eukaryota; Metazoa; Chordata; Chondrichthyes; Rajiformes; Rajidae. Gene Ontology annotation, cellular component: plasma membrane; axon. The record is from RefSeq and is a predicted model, not a curated record.